Monoraphidium neglectum is the source of this 477-nucleotide messenger RNA. Its product is annotated as S-adenosylmethionine synthetase. Gene Ontology annotation, molecular function: methionine adenosyltransferase activity; ATP binding. Gene Ontology annotation, cellular component: cytosol. The coding region runs from base 1 to 477 and encodes 158 amino acids. The record is from RefSeq and is a predicted model, not a curated record. Gene Ontology annotation, biological process: S-adenosylmethionine biosynthetic process. The transcript has 6 exons. NCBI's taxonomy places the organism in Eukaryota, Viridiplantae, Chlorophyta, Chlorophyceae, Sphaeropleales, Selenastraceae.
AUGGCAGCGGAGCUUGAUACGUUCCUGUUCACCUCGGAGAGCGUGAACGAGGGCCACCCCGAUAAGCUUGCCGAUCAGGUGUCCGAUGCCAUCCUGGACGCCUGCCUCGAGCAGGACCCUUACUCCAAGGUGGCCUGCGAGACCGCCACCAAGACUGGUAUGGUGAUGGUUUUCGGCGAGAUCACCACCAAGGCCAAGGUUGACUACGAGAAGGUGGUGCGCGACACGUGCCGCGAGAUCGGAUUCACCAGCGAGGACGUGGGCCUGGACUGCGACACCUGCAAGGUGCUGGUGCACAUCGAGGAGCAGAGCCCCGACAUCGGCCAGUCCGUGCACGGCAUGGGCACCAAGACGCUGGAGGAGGUGGGCGCCGGCGACCAGGGCCACAUGUUUGGCUACGCCAGCGACGAGACCCCCGAGCUGAUGCCCCUGACGCACGUGCUGGCCACCCAGAUUGGCUACAAGCUGACCGAGUGA